AGAGAGAGAAAGUAAAAAAGACAAAGGUUUUUUAGAGAGAGAAAACUGAUGGUAACUGAACUAUUUUGCCCUAAAAAGGCUCACCUUCUCAUAAAAUUCCAUAUUCCAUUUAGGAAGAGAACAACAACAAUUCACUAAACAACAAAAAGCAGCUCCUCCUCUCGCCACGUUACGACAACGUAGCCAUGAACGCUCUUUCAUAACUCAGAGCUUGGCUUUUAAUUGAAUCUAUUGACUAUUUUCUUUCUUUCUUUCUCUCUGUCACUGAACCAGAGAAGACCCAGAAAACCUAGAAAAGUCUUUAUAUGCAUAGAGGGAUUGAACCGGCAAUCUUUGGAACUGUCUUCGGAUUCCAUGUGGGUUUUUGAUCAAUUACAAAACCCAGUAAGGAAUUUCUUGUUCUUGGUUUGCUUAGCUAGUUUUUGAAUACUGUAUUCGUCCUCUGUAAAUUGGGGCUGAAUUGAUCUUGUAUUUGGGUACCUCUUGAGCCUUUUCUUUUUGAGGGGUUAUGUAUCUGUUCAGUUUUUUCUAGAUCGGCUAUUGUGCACCAUUGGAUCAUCACCAGUAACAUCAUCACCUUUCCAUUUUUCCCCCAUUAUGUCACUCUCAACAGGCAUAGAGUCACCUUAUCCCUGGCUUGGAGAGUUAAAGUCUGAGGAGAGGGGAUUGUAUUUGAUCCAUUUAUUGCUCACUUGUGCAAAUCAUGUCGCUGCUGGUAACCUUGAAAAUGCAGAGAUUGCCCUUGGGCAGAUCUCGCAACUAGCCUCUGCAGAUGGUGAUACCAUGCAGCGUAUUGCUGCUUAUUUUACCGAGGCACUUGCUCAUAGGGUCAUCAAAUCUUUGCCUGGUGUCUACAGGGCCCUUAAUGCUACUAAAAUAACUUUGGUUUCUGAGGAAAUUCUAGUUCGCAAAUUGUUUUUCGAGAUGUUACCUUUCUUGAAAGUGGCUUUUGUGCUUACAAACCAAGCUAUAAUUGAAGCCAUGGAAGGGGAGAAGAUGGUUCAUAUAAUUGAUCUUGAUGCAGCUGAACCCGCACAGUGGCUUGCGCUUCUUCAAGCUUUAAGUGCAAGGCCUGAGGGACCUCCCCAUUUGAGAAUUACAGGGAUUCAUCAACAGAAAGAGGUACUGGAUCAAAUGGCUCAUAAACUGAUUGAAGAAGCAGAAAGGUUGGAUAUUCCAUUUCAGUUCAAUCCCAUUGUUAGCAAAUUAGAGAAUCUUGAUAUUGAAAAGUUGCGUGUUAAAACUGGGGAGGCUCUAGCAAUUUGCUCAGUUCUCCAAUUGCAUCCUUUUCUGGCUUCGGAUGAUGAAUUGAGGAAGAGAUCUCCAGUGCCGUUGAAGAAUUCAAAUGGAAUUCACUUGCUAAGAGUCCUCCAAAUGAACCAAGGUACAUUUGGGGAGUUGCUUGAGAAAGAUAUGGUAAAUGGAUAUAGCCCAAGUCCUGACUCUACCUCAUCAUCGCCACUAUCUUCAACUGCUUCAGUGAAGAUGGAUUACUUUCUCAACAUGCUUUGGAGUUUGUCACCAAAGCUCAUGGUUGUAAUGGAGCAAGAUUCUAAUCAUAACGGGUCGACUCUCAUGGAGAGGCUAUUGGAGGCAUUGUACUCUUACGCAGCAUUGUUUGAUUGUUUGGAAUCCACUGUAUCAAGAACAUCCAUGGAGAGACUCAAGAUGGAGAAGAUGCUGUUUGGGGAGGAAAUAAAGAACAUUGUAGCAUGUGAGGGAGCUGAGAGAAAGGAAAGACAUGAAAAACUCGAGAAGUGGAUUCAGAGGCUUGAUUUGGCUGGGUUUGGACUUGUGCAUUUGAGCUACUACGGUAUGUUGCAGGCAAGGAGGUUGUUGCAAGGAUAUGGUUGUGAUGGUUACAGAAUUAAGGAAGAAAAUGGGUGUGUUGUAAUUUGCUGGCAAGAUCGGCCUCUUUUUUCUGUAUCAGCAUGGAGGUGUAGAAAGUAACAGCUAAACAUUCAUCACAAAGUGUUCAGAGUUUUAUGGAAGAGUUUUGUUCAUCUGCAAAUCUAUACUUUUAGAAUGAUUUGAAGGCCUCUUCAUGCACAUAUCUGCUCCUGACAUAUUUUAUUCAUAUCAUUUUACUUCUGAUCAAAAUUGAAACUCUAGUGCUGAUCUUUGUUAAGGCUUGUGCUUUCCACAACGUUUGGUCUCUGGAUGAAGUCCAAUGGACCUCCUUGAUUUCUAGGCAUGAAUUUUGUCAAUGUUAUAUGAUGAUUAAUCUGAAACUUGGAGAACAAUCUUUUUCAUGUAGCUUGAUUUUUUACCGUUGGAAGUGGCUAACUAGCAAAUUAAUCAUCCUUGCAAUAUAAGUUUCUCGAGUGUAUAUUGAUAUUGCAAACCAAUUUGGAUUAUUGAUUUUCUGUUUGUUCCUA
Molecule: messenger RNA, 2378 nt
Organism: Hevea brasiliensis (rubber tree)
Lineage: Eukaryota; Viridiplantae; Streptophyta; Magnoliopsida; Malpighiales; Euphorbiaceae
Product: scarecrow-like protein 3
Exons: 2
Coding region: 598-1950 (450 amino acids)
Biological process (GO): response to gibberellin; regulation of DNA-templated transcription
Cellular component (GO): nucleus
Molecular function (GO): sequence-specific DNA binding; DNA-binding transcription factor activity
Source: RefSeq, a predicted model, not a curated record